AACACAUAUUCACACGCUGCCCCUCCUCCUGCCUAUCACUGUAUUUCAUCAUGGUUUCCUGUGUUAAAAUAACCAUUAAUGAGUGCAACUCAUACAACUGCAACUUCAUAAACAUCAUAAAACCUAAUCGAACACGAAACUUCUAUAAAUGAGGUCACCUCUUCUGCUGGCUUGUUUCGUGGGAUUAUGUUUAUGGACUACUGUAACUUCACUGAAGAUCUGUACCUUCAACAUCCAGAGCUAUGGAGAGGCAAAGGCCAGCAACCAGCGAGUUAUGGAAAUUCUGAUCAAGAUAAUUUCACGCUGUGACCUGAGUUUGAUUCAGGAGGUUCGAGAUUCUAAAGGUGAAGCUAUAGCUGCACUGAUGAUGAACCUCAACAGAUAUGAGAGGUCUCAUAUUUACUCCCAUUUAGAGAGUAAACGAAUGGGGAGGAAAACGUAUAAAGAGCAGUAUGUGUACAUUUACAGAAAAGAUAUGCUACAGGUGCAAGAUCAAUACCAGCACCCAAAGUCAAAUGAAACCGCAGCAGAAUCGGAGGUGUUCACCAGAGAACCGUUCAUCAUACGGAUCCGUUCUCCCACAACCUUGGUGAAGAACUUUGUGCUGAUUGGUCAACAUACCUGUCCUAAAACUGCAAUGAAAGAAAUGGAUGCGCUAUACGAGGUCUUUCAAACUGUCAGGAAAAAAUGGAAAGCUGAAAAUGUAAUGUUUCUGGGAGACCUAAAUGCAGCUUGCAGCUAUGUUACCAAAAAAGGACUGAAAAAUGUUCGUAUCAGAAAUGACCCAAAGUUUCAGUGGCUGAUCAGAGACGAGCAAGACACCACAGUCCGAGAAAAGACCCACUGUGCUUAUGACAGGAUUAUUAUUCAUGGCAAAGAACUCAUUUCUGGUGUAGUUCCAGAAUCUGCUCAGCCAUUUAACUUCAAACAAGCAUUUGGUCUCUCAGAAGAAGAGGCUUUGGAAGUCAGUGAUCAUUAUCCUGUUGAGGUUGAUUUAAAACCAAAUCAUCGCUAUCUCCUGCGUCAUGAACUGUGAAAGCCUGUGAAUAUAGGAUCCUGCUUAACAAAAUAAUUUACCACACUCUACUGUAAUAUAUGAUUUAUCCAUAUACAGCCUGAUACUGUACUCACCAGCACUAAUACUUCAAACACUUUUAUAACACUCAUGAAUUAUGUUUAUAAUUAAAUGAAUUAAUUGUAUUUUUAAAUAAAAAAUUCUCAUAUUUCAACCACCAUUUGUAUUUAUGUAUUUGUUUCAAUAGAUAUAAAAUAUGUAGCCUUAAGUACUGCUUUUAUUUACUAACAAAUAUUGCAAUGCAUUAUGGGAUUGAUUAAAAUAAUCAACAAACUUUCCAUGCUUCCCAAGUC
This is a messenger RNA of Paramisgurnus dabryanus, 1368 nucleotides long. It is a transcript of the gene dnase1l1l, whose product is annotated as deoxyribonuclease I-like 1-like. Gene Ontology annotation, cellular component: nucleus. Lineage: Eukaryota; Metazoa; Chordata; Actinopteri; Cypriniformes; Cobitidae. Gene Ontology annotation, molecular function: DNA binding; deoxyribonuclease I activity. The record is from RefSeq and is a predicted model, not a curated record. Gene Ontology annotation, biological process: DNA catabolic process.